Messenger RNA from Scheffersomyces amazonensis, 3621 nucleotides. RefSeq lists its product as uncharacterized. Gene Ontology annotation, molecular function: structural constituent of nuclear pore; protein binding. Gene Ontology annotation, cellular component: nuclear pore outer ring. Gene Ontology annotation, biological process: protein import into nucleus; transcription-dependent tethering of RNA polymerase II gene DNA at nuclear periphery; poly(A)+ mRNA export from nucleus. The record is from RefSeq and is a predicted model, not a curated record. NCBI's taxonomy places the organism in Eukaryota, Fungi, Ascomycota, Pichiomycetes, Serinales, Debaryomycetaceae. The coding region runs from base 38 to 3559 and encodes 1173 amino acids. The transcript has a single exon.
AAAUAUUUAAAUAAUACCCAUAAUUAAUACUGUAGACAUGUCAUCUGAAAAGGGGUCUAUAUUUAAGGCACGAACGAGAAAGAGGCCGCAAUUGGCAGAUGUUUCCAAUUCCACUACAUUAAUUGAAGAUUCAUAUAUUGCUAAAAGACCUAAUACAAUUGCUAAACCAUUAUAUGAAUUAACUAAGAAUGAAAAAUAUUGUGUAACAAGAUUACCAGCAUUACCAUCAAUCUUUGAAAAUGAUAAAUUUCAAACUGGAAUUUUAAAUGCUUAUGCUGAUUCAGAAUCAAAUUAUUCUUUAGUAGUUACUGAGAAUUCUUUACAUGUUUGGAAUUAUAAAUCAACUGAUCCAUCACCAUUAUCAUUUCAAUUUCCAAUUAAUGAUAGUAAUUCUAAAAAUGAUCCAAUAAUUCCUUUAUCUAUUCUUACUAGACCUUCAAGUGGUAUAAGUCAAGAUCCAGGUUUAGUUAUUAUAAAUUCAACUUCAGGACUUGUUAAAUUUUAUGAAAGUGUUCAACAUGCUCCAGCAUUAGGAUUAAUUAAUGAUAAAUCAUUAGAAUUAAUAUUACCAAUAAAUUCAAAUCGUGGUGAAUAUAUUACAUUAGCUGAAAAUGUAGAACCUGCAGGUAUAGCCAUUGCCACAUCUUGGAAAAGAUGUAUUCUUAUAUCACUUCGAGAUUUUAAAAGUAAACCUAAAUUAUCAACUAUUGAAUUAAUUCCACCUAUAUCUUCAACAUCAAUAAUAUCUAAUUUUUUUUCUAGAUCUAAUUCAAUGUCAAUUGAAAAUGAUAUUGUUAGUAUAAAAUCAGGAAAAAUUACUAAUCAUGGAAUGACUCAAGAAAUUAUAAUUCAAGAUUCUAAAGGUGGAUUUAAUUUCUUUGUUUAUCAAUUAUCUUCAGCUAAUGGUUUACCAUAUGUUGAUAAAAAAAAUUCAUACAAACAUAAUUUAACAUCUUAUGUUGAAAAUAGUAUUGAUGGAUUUAUUCCUGGUUCAGCAUUAUCUAUAAAUUUUUUAGAUUUAUGGCCAUUAUUAGAUCAUGAUAAUGUAUAUUUAGGUUUAUGUCAUAUUGUUGAUGCAACAAAUAUUGAUAAAAAUUCCAAAAAUUUAUUAUUAAUUACUAUAAAAAUUGAUUCUACUGGAGGUUUAUUAUAUGGAUCUCAUAAAUUAAUUAGAUAUGAUCCAUCCGAUUCAGAAGUUUCUCUGAUAAAUAAACCAAAAUUAUUUUUACCAAAACCAAGUCAAACUGCAUUUAUUACUAUUGAAAAUUCCGUUAUUAUAACUGAUAUUAAUACAUCAUAUAUUGAAUCUCAAAAUCCAGCUGUUUCAUAUUAUAGUCCAAGAUGGGAAGAUAUAGUUCGAUUAAAAUCAAAUGUUGAAAUAGUAGGGUAUGGAUUUGAAAAUCAAUCUACAAAUGCUAAUCCUUCUAUUGUUAUUAUAUCUAAAAAUUUUGGAGUUUUAAGAAUUGAAAGAUUUCCGGAAUCGGAAUAUUCUCAAGAAACUAAUGAAAAGAUAAUUACUGAUCCUGUUUAUAUAAUAAAAUCUCAUAUAGAACAAGGAAUCUUUUUUGCUAAUUCUCAAGAAAUUGAAUUUGAUAUAAAGGCAACAGAUAUUUCUAAAGAAUUAAUAUUUAAGGCUAUUGAUUCAAUAAUAUUAGAAAUAAUUAAUUCUAAAUCGGUUUAUUUACCAGAAUUCCUUCCAUCUAUUGUGGAUUCUUUAAAUCAAAAAUCUGAAUUAUAUAAACAUUUAAUUGAUUAUUCUAAAAGAAAUUUCCCUACUUUAGUAUCUGAAUUAAUUCCAAAGAUAGUUCAAUAUUUAGAAAAAGUUGAAGUGGCAUUAAAUUUAUGGAAUUUUAUUAAUGAAGCAGGUAAUCAACUGAAUCAUUUAAAGGAACUUUUAGAAUCUAUUACAGUAUCUUUAAAGAAAACUGAAUUAGAAUCUGAUGGUAAUGGUGAUAUUAUAAGGAAACUUUUUAAUCAAGGUAUUGAUUAUAUAAAUUUAAUUCUUACUAGAUUUAUUGAUACUUUAAUUGAUGAAAGUUUUUCAACCACAGAUUUAGUUCAAUUAUUAAUUUUAACUCAAUAUAAUGGAAUAUUUUUAAUUGAAUCUCAAUAUCUUUCUCAAUCAUUUCAAUUUGGUCAUAAAUUAUGGAUAUUUGAUACUAGUUUAUUAGUUACAAUUGGAAAUAUUUAUCAAAAAGAAUAUAAUGAAGUUAAAGAUGAUAAUUUAAUAAUUACUUCUCAAGAAAAAUCUAAUUUAAUUAAAUUAUGUGAAGUAUUAUAUUAUUUUGUUAUUAAUGUUAUUCAUUAUUUUGAACAAAAUGAUCCAUCUAAUGAACAACUUAAUGAAUAUAAAAAUUGGUAUAAUUCUAAUAAAAAGAAUUGGAUAAAUGCUCUUCUUAAAUAUAAUUUAAAUGAAGAAGCCAUUAAAAUUACUGAAAAUUAUAAAGAUUUUAGUUCAUUAGCUAUGAUUUUAGAUAUUGAAAGAUUUAAAUUUAUUGAUAAAAAUGAUACAAAUAGUUUAAAUUUUCAAAAAUUAAUUGAUAGAUAUAGUGAAUAUUUUCAAACUUUUGGUUAUGAAUUUGCAGCCAAUUUAUAUGAUUAUUAUUUAAAUGAAGAUAAAAUUCAACCAUUAUUAUUAGAUUUUACAAAUUAUAAAAAUUAUCUUAAACAAUAUUUUGAAAAGAAUCCAGUUAAAACUGCUAAUGUAGCAUGGAUUCGUCAAUUAUUAGAUCAAGAUUUUUCAUUAGCAAGUGAAUCAUUAAUUACAUCAGUAAUUGAUUCUGAUAAUUUGGAUAAUAAAGAAUUAAAAUUCUCUCUUGCUAAAUUAGCUAUUAUUGCAAGUAAGGAAAAUGAUCUGAUGCUGAUGGAAAUAUCAGAUAAACCACAAGAGUUAUUGAAUGAAGCAGAAUCAAAUUUAAUUCAAGUUCGAGCUCAAUCUAAAUUAUUUCAAUUAUUAAUUAAAUAUGUUCAUGGAGAGAAGAAAUUAUUAACAUUAGAUUAUAUUUUAAAGAAUCAUUCAAAUAAAUCUAUACCACUUUCCAUUAGAAAUCAUAUUAUUGAAUCUCAAUAUAAUUCAUUUAUACUGAAUAUUCAAUUAUCUUCAUUAUCUUUAAUUAAUUUAUUUACUAUAAUUAAACCAGCUAAUCUGAAUGGGAAAGAAUUUGCUGAAGCUUUAAAAGUUUCAUCAUCUUUAAGUAAUGAAAGUCAAUCUAAAUUCUUUACUAAAUUAAUUUGGCUUAGAUUAUUAACUGUAACAGAUGAUUGGACAAUUAUUAGUAAAUUGAAUUCAAAAUAUUCAACUGAUGAACAUAUAAAAAAUAAGAUUCAUGAUACUAUUAUAUUUAAGACACUCUUAGAAAUCAAAUCCGAUUCAGGAUUAAUUUUACAAUUGGAUACUUUACUUUCAACCGGUCAAUUAGGUUCAGAUAAUUAUGAGAAUGAUGAAGAAAUUAAUGUAUUUAAUCAAUCAUUAAUUCAACAACUUAAUGAGCAUUUGGCUAAUAAAGAUUUUACAUCAUGGAUAGAAUCAAUCAAACAAGAGGUUAAGAAUUCCGUAUAGAUUAUAUAUAUUAUAUAAUAUAAAUUUUAUAUAUAUUAGAUAAUAUACUUAUAUUAAUUAAA